CGGUUUGGAAAUUCAGUCGCAGUUUCCUUUUGCCAAGAUACUUCUCGGAAUUCCUCUCACCUGAAUAUAUAUACAUAUAUAGAGAAAGCAGCACCUUUUUUUAUUCUAGUUUACGGCUAAUCAAGCUCAGAGAACUGUGUUUUAAUUUGCAAUGGCAUCAUCGGCAAGACAGUCUUGCCAGGAGGAGGGUGAUGACAGGAAUCGUCGGGUUCCUGGUAAAGAGGGCUCCAAGCGAAGACAAGGGAGCUUAAAACAAGCAGACAUACGUGCUAUUAGGAAUAUUACGAAAGGACGGGGCGUGCAUGACUUGGGAUUGUACUUGGAACCUUUACUUCGAAAAGUGGUGUCUCGUUUCUUUUUCCUUCAAAUUUCGUCGUGUCGAUCGUGUGUAUUCCUUAUCCAGGUGCAAGAGGAGCUUCCACCUAUACUUCAGCGGCACCGUCAUCUAUUUGCUUGCUGCGAAGAAACCCUUCAUCCGACAGGAACAUCGGGAGGCAGAGCUUUACGCUUGUGGUUUACUAACAGCUUGCCUGCAACAAUUUUUACACGCACGAGGAUAACCUCUAAGGAAGGCGCUCCGAUUGGAAUUGUUUUGCGUGAUGCGAGAUCUCAGAACUGCAUAGUGAAGGAAGGUCCACUGUCCUGCACCAGAAUAAUGAUGUGCGCGCUCAAUGGUGAGUUUGGUUGUAACGGGAAUGAGGAUUGGAGUGAAGAGGAAUUCAAUGCCAAUAUCUCACCAGGAAGAGAUAAUAAGGGCGAGUUACUGAAUGGAGAAAGGUUCGUUACAUUGGAAAAUGGAGUCGGUAUUGUGCCGUACAUUGAGUUCGGUGAUAACUCCAGCUGGACCAGAAGCCGAAGGUUCAGGCUAGGAGCCAGAGCUGUAGAGAACGGAGCUAACAUAAGAGAAGGCAGGAGUGAAGCUUUUAUCGUCAAGGACAAACGUGGAGAGUCGUACAAGAAACACGACCGUCCAUCACUGAAUGACGAAGUAUGGCGUUUGAAAAAGAUAGCCAAAGAUGGUCCAAUUCACAAGCGGCUGUCGUUUUGUAAAGUAAAAACUGUUAGAGAUCUGUUGCGGCUGAACGUGAUCAACCCUUUUUCAUUGCAAAAGAUAAUGGGAAUUAGAAAGACGUUGUGGGACGCAAUCAUUGAGCAUGCCAGGGCUUGCGAGAUAGACGGUGAGCGUUACACUUUCCAGUGUAUCACCACAGCACAACAACCAAUAAGCCUUCUCUUCAAUUCCAUCUAUGAGCUCGUGGGAGUGAGUUUUGGUGGGCCUCAUUAUCGUUCGUUAGAUUCCCUGUACUCGGAAGAGAAGCGUGUCGUGGAAAUAGCUAAGCGUAAGGCUUAUGAGACAGUGGAGACAUCAGUAUAUGGGUCGAUGAAGGAAUUAGCAGGCCAGCCUUCCACGUCUACGUCGCUCGGUGAAUUAAUGCAUACUGAUGAACAAGUAGGCGGUGAUCAAAUGGAACCCAACAGUAUUGGGAAAGAGUUUGUAUCUGGAGAGUUGGUUGCUGGAGAAGAUUGGAAUUACCUGCCUAACGUGUCUGAGCUUGAAUUACCAAACGGCCUGUCUCCUUCGUUGCUGUGGGGGAUAGGAAAUCCGCUUGGUUAUUCUGAUCAAGUUGAAGGACCCGAAUCGAGUUAUCAAUAUUUGCAGGAUCAUUCCGCUUUAACUUCUUGCAGAGGGAGAAGCAAAACUGUCUGGAAUAAGAUUCGGAAUACUCUAAGAUUGGUGAUGCCCUUUCUGGGUAAGAGGAAGGGGAAACUUCCAGUUCCUUGUAACUAAUAGCUCUGGUUGUUGAUCUCUCUUUCUAUCUUUGACGCGAGUGUUGUGUGUGGGGUUUAAAGUAUUCUAGCAAGGUAAUGUAUUGUACAAACCAAUGCUAUAAUGGAAAUCGGUGGUUCUGAGU
Molecule: messenger RNA, 1913 nt
Organism: Prosopis cineraria
Lineage: Eukaryota; Viridiplantae; Streptophyta; Magnoliopsida; Fabales; Fabaceae
Product: calmodulin-binding protein 60 B-like
Exons: 8
Coding region: 152-1789 (545 amino acids)
Biological process (GO): regulation of salicylic acid biosynthetic process
Cellular component (GO): nucleus
Molecular function (GO): sequence-specific DNA binding; calmodulin binding; DNA-binding transcription factor activity
Source: RefSeq, a predicted model, not a curated record